Molecule: messenger RNA, 441 nt
Organism: Symbiodinium natans
Lineage: Eukaryota; Dinophyceae; Suessiales; Symbiodiniaceae
Source: the annotation of a GenBank genome assembly
AUGCACGUGAGGGCAGUUGGCAUGGCUCUCAUUCAUUGCCUUUCCUUGAUUAACUGGAGCCCUGCAAAGUCGGAGUCGAAAGCCGCGAAGCGUACAGAUGGAGAACACGAUGGAGAGGGCCCUGUGAUUAUGUUCAAAUGGAAGAAGAACCAGCUCGCGCCAGAUUGUCUGGGCUGCUGGCAGGCAGCUGGCGCCAAGCAGCAGCGUGAGAAGAAGAGGAAGAACUGCGAUGCCAAGUGCGGGGCCGCCGGAAAGACAAAGAAGAAGCCGGCAGCAGCAAAAGUGAAGCGUCGAUUCAGUCAGGUUUUUGCCAAGGCCACGGCCAGCAAGAGCGCAGCCAGGCCGGGUACCUGUAAAAAGAAGGCACCUCGGCGUCCAAUUUCGGACAUCUUUGCGUGGAGGGUGUCGGUGCCGAAUGUCGGCAAAAUUGGAUCUGCAUAG